CUAAAUAACGACGGGGACAACAGCAGUAGCGUCCCCUACACGAAAAAGCAAAGCUUGGGAGUUGCAACGUUGCCGAGCACCCGACCCGCGCUGUGCAAAAGAGACCGCAAUCCAGCACCCAGAAACGCGAUACUGAGGCCGUUUUUUCUCUUGCUUCUAGUGAUUUUUCGCACGAGCUCUAUGAACACCCCUGCUGUGGAUUCGGACUCGAACCACCAAGGUGUGUUGCGAGUUGACAAGAGACAGGAACUAGCUCCCCCACCGAGUGCUUUGGGCCGGAGGGUACAGGAGCACAUCGGUGGGCCUCAGGCGCUCAGCUUGGAGUGCAGCACAACAUUGACACAAGGUGGGAGGGUUAUCACCCCCUUGGCUGGAGCUGGUGUGCAUACUGUAGAAGGCGAUGGCAAAUGCGGGUGGAAUGCGCUGCGUGCGGGUCUGCAAGUUUGCCUGGGUAGAGCAAGGACUCCCAANGACCNAGCAAAUUCGGGCAGCAGUUGCCCGUAGAGCCAUGGGACAUGUCAUCGGCGCACCCGAUGUCCCUGAGGACUCGACAGCGGUACUCUCAAAGCGCCAACUUGGGCGGGCCCUGAGUGUGAAGGUACCGCAUGUUUUAGGGGAUGUCGAACACGGGAUGGCCGCGGAGGAUAAGACGGUUAGGUGGUUUUGCGAUCUAGCCUGGCAAAGUGCGGAGAAGUGGGUUGACGUUACCUGGAUGUCCUUCCUGGCCUCAGAGUACGGGGUGAAUAUCAUGGUGUGGGAGCCAAGCGCUAAGCACGGCACAGUCCAGGCUUACUUAGGAAACAACACGGCAGGCAUGUUCUUGUUCGAGAAAGAAGACAAAAUGGACGAGGAAGGAGAUCACUGGGUGCAUCUACUCUAUCGAGAGCACGCGAAUCCAUGGCUAGCGCGUAAUCAAAACCAUAACCUCAACCACUUCGACCGUCUGCAGCUUGGACACGAUGCAGCUGCUUCCUUCGUCGACGUCGUUGCAUCAGCGAAGCUGCAAUUGGGCACGGUGACGUUGAUGCCGUCAGCGAUUUACACAGCAGGCGGGGAGGCGGGAGGGUCCUCACUGGUGGGCGGAGAAGAAAAGGACCAUCCCGAUUUCAGCAUGGGACCUCCCCCCCGCGGCAGCAACAGCAGUAGCAGCAGCAGCCAGAAGGAGGGGGUCAAGGCUGGAGCGGGAAAGAAAAAGAAGGGGGAGAUCGGACCGAAGGUCGUGGUGAAGCGACCUACCGCGGGGCAGACAGCGGAGAACAAGAAGCUCAAGGGCAGGGGUGCAUCAGGGAAGCACAAGGCCGGAGUUGCGCCAGGGAAGAAGCGCAAGGCGGUGGUUGCGCUGGGGAAGCGGAAAGCGGAGGUUGCACCAGGGGAUGGGAGACGUGCCAAAAAAAAUGGCAAAACUACACCGACCGGUGGGAGGAAAUCCUCGAAGGCCAACGGCGAAGACGACAAUGCCAACUAUGAUUCCGACGGCAGUAUCGGGGGGAGGGACGUAGACCACACGCAAACCCCGGGCGCCUUCGCUACCAUGUCGCAGAACCGGAAGAAGCUGGUCACGGCCAUGAAGAAGAUUCCGGAGCGGGGUUACAAGCGGGCGUUCUGGCUGACCAACAAGAGGAGGGAGCUGGGUAUGAAGCUCAAGAAGAUCGCCGACGAGGAGAAGGCGAGGCUCAAGAAGACGGAGGAGAGAAAAAAAAAAAAACAGCAUCGACCACGCGAGGAGGUGGAGGAGGAGGAGCGGCGGGAGAGAGAGGAGCUAGAGAAGCAGCAGCAGCAGCAGGAGGAGGACGAGGAAGAGGACGAGGAGGUCGUAUGGACGGACCGCGGCAUUCCUGACUUUGCGGGGACAGACGACCACAAGAAAAGAACCCAGCGGGAGACGGUCAGCGCUGCCUCGCUGUCGGCGUCCGCGCGCGAGAAACUGCCCUCUCUCGAUACGUUCAUGGACAACCUCGACGAGUCCGGCAAGUUCCCGCUACAUGGGUUGAUGAUGACGUGCUUCGAUAUGAUGUUCCCGGACGAGGCGGUUGAUCUUUUUGUUGACAAGACCAACAAGUACGUGAACCUUUGCACCACGCCACCACUCCCGGGAGCGAAGGACACGCGGAAAGCGCAUCAGGUGAAGAAGACGAGAACUCUCGGCAUGGUCACGCUGCCCGAACCCGCAUUCGAGCGGAAGCACAUCUACGGUAUGCUUGGCAUCACGAUCACGAUGGGGCUCACCAUGAAAACGCGCAUGAGGAAGCACUGGAGUAGGUCGCUACACGACGACUAUCCUUUAGUGAGGAAGUGCAUGUCGCGCGACUUGUUCGAGCUGUUGUACUCCCGUUUCAUCCACUGCUCGGACGGCAACGCUCCUCCUCGUUGGACGGGCGNCAUGAAAACGCGCAUGAGGAAGCACUGGAGUAGGUCGCUACACGACGACUAUCCUUUAGUGAGGAAGUGCAUGUCGCGCGACUUGUUCGAGCUGUUGUACUCCCGUUUCAUCCACUGCUCGGACGGCAACGCUCCUCCUCGUUGGACGGGCGAGGACAAGACCCCAAACCCAGAGUUCGAUUCGAAGUGGCACAUCAGAGAGCUGGAAGACAUCUUGAACAAUGCAUGGACGGAAAACAUGGACUUCAACGAGUGGCUAUGCUACGAUGAGCAGAUGAUGAGGACCGUGUCGACGUUCGCGCACUACCUCAUGAGAGACAACCCCAAGGAGCCCAUCACCCACGGCAUGAAGCUGUUCGCGAUCUGCGACAUCGAGGGGUAUUGUUUCGUCAGCAGCGUCGACGGUGGAAUGAACGGGGACCCGAAGCUGAGGGUUUGGUUUGACUGCCCACUGGGGCGGACCACUCGCCACGUCCUACAUGUCCUACUCGGCGCCUGCAAGAAGUUCGGUGACAAGAUCGACGGCUCUGGCGUGCACAUCGCAAUGAGCAACAACUUCACAAGCCCGACCCUAUUCGAGUGCCUCGCGAGCCACGACAUCUUCGCGGUGGGUACGUGCCGAUCGAAUCGAACGGGUGGUGCCGUGCCUUACUUGCAGAGCCUCGAUCGCCGCCCCGUCGAGCGGGGAGAAAUGCACUUUGCCCGCGCCGGCAAUGUCGCAUUCGUGCAGUGGCUAGACUCGAAGGAAAUCAUUCUGUGCAGCUCCAUCCACAUCGCCCAACCUCACGCCGCCAUCGGGGAGCCCAAGAAGGAGGACGACGACGGCGGCGACGACCACUUCGCACCUCUACCGUACAGGUGCUUCGUCUGUAUCCCGCCAUCCCGUCCCCAUCCGUUCAUGUUCAGUCUGCGCAAAGCUGGUCAGGCUGGGAAAAGCUUGGAGCUACAGCAGCCGUGGAUGCGCAAGGAUUAUGUUGCCAACAUGGGGGGAGUAAACACGGCUGACCGGCAGAAUGGGUCCCACACCCAUGACCACGAGUCGUAUACGAACCACUGGCGAGGAGUGAUGGAGGGCAAGUUCAAGCAGACGUUCACCAACAUUUUUGUGAUGUUCAAAAAAUACGUGUCCCUCUUGGAGGGUCAGGCCAACAAGAGGAUCGAGGGAGGAGGCGUAGAGCUUGAGGUGGUGGAGAAGUUGGAUAGGUUGUUGGUCGAACUGGGCAGGUUGGCGAAGAUGGAGAGGGCGGUCUGGGACGAAAUGUUGUCGACGGAGCUCAUGGCGAGGUGCAAUGUUGGUAGACCGAACAACGGGGGAAGACCGGCGGAGGUGACGGGUGCCCCGGACAAAGUGUGGGGGAGCAUUUCGGUGAAGACUCAACGCAAAUGCAUGCACCCCGGAUGCAAGAGUAAGACAUGGAAAGGAUGUGCCUGCGCGGAGCUUUGUGUUGGCAAACAGGCAGGGGACCGGGGUGUUUUGAUGUGCCAGGCAUGCUUCAACAACCCUGUGAGGCACGGUAGGGCCGGAGAUGCUCAACGGAACCCCCAGAAGUACGGGGUGGUGGGACGCAAGGAUCUCGUCUGGUGCUCGUGA
Molecule: messenger RNA, 3970 nt
Organism: Ectocarpus sp. CCAP 1310/34
Lineage: Eukaryota; Phaeophyceae; Ectocarpales; Ectocarpaceae
Source: the annotation of a GenBank genome assembly